Molecule: messenger RNA, 2133 nt
Organism: Papaver somniferum (opium poppy)
Lineage: Eukaryota; Viridiplantae; Streptophyta; Magnoliopsida; Ranunculales; Papaveraceae
Exons: 4
Coding region: 1-2133 (710 amino acids)
Molecular function (GO): RNA-DNA hybrid ribonuclease activity; nucleic acid binding
Source: RefSeq, a predicted model, not a curated record
AUGUGGCAUACUGUUGGUGAAGACAUAAUUAAUAUGGUGCAGGCUUUUUUACAGUCUAAACAUAUGCUUAAACAACUCAAUCAUAAUUUUACAGCCCUCAUUCUUAAGAAAAACUGUCAUGUGUCUGCUAUUGAUUUUAGACCCAUAAGUCUGUGUAAUGUUAGCUACAAAAUAAUAUCUAAAUUUCUUUUUACUAGACUAAAGCCUAUUUUAAACAAAUUUAUCUCUCAUUUCCAGUCUGCUUUUGUCCCUGGUAGAGUGAUACAUGAUAAUAUUAUUAUGGCUCAUGAGUUGAUAGAUACCAUGAAAAAAACUAAACGUAAAAAAGGAUGGAUGGAUAUAAAAUUAGAUAUGAGUAAGGCUUUUGAUAGGAUUGAGUGCAGUUUUGUUCUUGCUAGCCUUAGAAGUUUAGGUUUCUCAGCUGACUGGUGCAAACUUAUUGAUCAGUGUAUUACUACAGUCUCCACUUCCAUUCUUCUAAAUGGAUCUCCUAGAGAAUUGUACAAACCUCAAAAAGGCCUGAGGCAAGGUGACCCAUUAUCACCUUACCUGUUUAUCCUUUGUAUGGAAUCCAUAUCAAGAGCUCUCUUUUAUGCUGAAACUAAUACCUAUAUUCAUGGAUGCACUGUUAAAAAUAUUGCUCCUCCUGUCAGUCAGUCAACUUUGACAAAUUUGGGAUUGCUUUUAGCCCAAAAGUUCCAGGAUAAAUAUCCUGGAGUUCUUUUAUUGCUUCAAAAGAACAAAGUAGAGUCCUUUACUCUUCUGUUAGAUAGAUUCAAUGACAGGUUAGUUCCUUUGCAAUCUAAGUUUGUUGCUCAACCUCAUAAAACCACGCUCACUCAAUCUGUCUUAGGAACCAUAGCCAGUCACCAUAUGGCUGUGUUCCCCAUUCCAAAGACCAUAUUGAUAGGAUGGAUGCAGCCCAAAGAAACUUUUGGUGGAAUAAAAAAACAAGGUGAAAGAGGUGUUUUCACUAAAAAAUGGAACCAUGUAUCCGUUCCUAAAGACUUGGGAGGACUAUAUAUCAGACAGUCUGCUAUCCUCAACCAAGCUCUUCUAGCUAAAUUAGCUUGGAGAAUGAUUGAAGAACCAGAUACUCCUUGGGUUGUUCUUCUCAGCCAUAAAUAUUUCAAUGGACAAAAUCCUAUUACUUAUGCUCUCUCUAGAAAUGGUUCUUGGGCGUGGAAGGGAAUUUGUGAUGGAAUUGAUAUAAUAAAGCAGUUUUAUUGUUGGCAGGUAGGUGGUGGCAGCAAUAUUUCUAUCUGGAAGGACAACUGGAUCCAUAGCAUGGAGGGUCCUCCUAGGUCCAAUUUUGUUUCUAAUGCUAUUAGUAAGGUGUCAGAUCUAAUUGAUAGCAGUACUAAAACUUGGAAGCUAGAUAUUUUAGAAGUUAUGUUUGAUGAUGCUACUAUUAGAUCCAUUCAAGAGAUUAGAAUUCCAAUGUCAGGAAAGGACAUUAUUAGAUGGAAACCAGCUAGUGAUGGCAUGUUCACUGAUGAAUCCCAACAACAUCUUUUUGUUGACUGCAAUAUCUUUAUAUUUGUUCUUGGUGUCAUUGAUUCUAACUGUGUGCAUGUGCUACAAGGGAAGAACAUUCAUGAAUGGAUUUCCUCUUGGUUUGAUAAUGAUAUUAGUAAUAGGCCUAAAAGUAUAGCUCAAUUUAAUUGCAUAUGCUUUACUAUGUGGCACAUUUGGAAAACUAGAUGCAAUGUGGUGUUUGAAGAUUCCAAGGUGAAGAUUGAGGAAAUAGUCAACAGUGUGAAAACUCAUAUUGCUGACUGGACAAGAAUUCAAAGUUCUUCAACAAAUAGCAGGAGUGAAAUAAGGGCCCCUCCUAGCCAAAAAAUCUGGAGGAAACCUGAUUUACAGUUUAUCGAAGUUAAUUUUGAUGCAGCAUGGUGUAAAUUUAAUAAUCUGACAGGAAUAAGUUUGAUUUGUCGAAACUUUACAGGUGCAAGCAAUGGAUCUAAGGGACAUUGCACAAAAGCCGUAGAUUCGGAACAAGCAGAAGCAUUGGCAGCUUUGGAAGCAAUAACUUUGGGAAAGGAGAAAGGUAUUUUGGAUCUUCAUCUAGAGGGUGACAGCCAAAGGGUGGUGAAUGCAAUCAAUGGGGAAAAAGGAGCAUUCAAGUAG